Procambarus clarkii (red swamp crayfish) is the source of this 1029-nucleotide messenger RNA. Lineage: Eukaryota; Metazoa; Arthropoda; Malacostraca; Decapoda; Cambaridae. The record is from RefSeq and is a predicted model, not a curated record.
AUGUUCCUUCCCUCCGAGAUACUGACCGAGAGUAAUCCCUGCUCGUCACCAGCGAGUCUAGGUGGAGGCUACACUGAGGGUAGUCUAGGUGGAGGCUACACUGCGGGUAGUCUAGGUGGAGGCUACACUGAGGGUAGUCUAGGUGGAGGCUACACUGAGUGUAGUCUAGGUGGAGGCUACACUGAGGGUAGUCUAGGUGGAGGCUACACUGAGGGUAAUCUAGGUGGAGGCUACACUGGGGGUAGUCUAGGUGGAGGCUACACUGAGGGUAGUCUAGGUGGAGGCUACACUGAUGGUAAUCUAGGUGGAGGCUACACUGGGGGUAGUCUAGGUGGAGGCUACACUGAGGGUAGUCUAGGUGGAGGCUACACUGAGGGUAGUCUAGGUGGAGGCUACACUGGGGGUAGUCUAGGUGGAGGUUACACUGCGGGUAGUCUAGGUGGAGGCUACACUGACGGUAGUCUAGGUGGAGGCUACACUGGGGGUAGUCUAGGUGGAGGCUACACUGAGGGUAAUCUAGGUGGAGGCUACACUGAGGGUAAUCUAGGUGGAGGCUACACUGGGGGUAGUCUAGGUGGAGGCUACACUGAGGGUAGUCUAGGUGGAGGCUACACUGAGGGUAAUCUAGGUGGAGGCUACACUGGGGGUAGUCUAGGUGGAGGCUACACUGAGGGUAAUCUAGGUGGAGGCUACACUGGGGGUAGUCUAGGUGGAGGCUACACUGAGGGUAGUCUAGGUGGAGGCUACACUGAGGGUAGUCUAGGUGGAGGCUACAUUGGGAGUAGUCUAGGUGGAGGCUACACUGGGGGUAGUCUACGUGGAGGUUACACUGGGGGUAGUCUAGGUGGAGGCUACACAGAGGGUAGUCUAGGUGGAGGCUACACUGAGGGUAAUCUAGGUGGAGGCUACACUGGGGGUAGUCUAGGUGGAGGCUACACUGAGGGUAGUCUAGGUAGAGGCUACACUGAGGGUAGUCUAGGUGGAGGCUACACUGAGAGUAGUCUUGGUGGAGGCUACACUGAGGGGUAG